UACAAUCAUUCAGUUAGCACACUCAUUUCGACAUCUCAAACAGAAUACAUUUUAAAGACUAAAUUUAUUGUUUGAAAUCGAAGGACAUAGCUGAAUCGUCCUGGUUAAGAUGUGUACCUGGUUGCGUGGUUCCCUCGUUGAGUUAGGUCGCAGCAAUCGCCACACGGACUGCAGUUUUAUAAUCGAACAGGAGAAUGGUACUAGUAAAUCCUUUCCCUGCCACAAACUGAUAUUUAGCUGCGCCUCCGACGUCUUCGACCGGAUGCUUUAUGGCGACUACAAUGAGUCCACCAGUGGGGUAGUCCGGCUAAACGAUGUAGAUCCGGAGAUAUUCGAGAAGUUCCGUGACUAUGUCUACGGCUAUGAGUACGACAAGCUGCAGAAGUAUGAUUUUGAUACCCUAACUCGACUCAGUGAAUUUGGCAACAAAUAUCUGGUGCAAUCCCUCGAGGAGGACUGUGUGACGGAGCUGAUGAUGCGGAAGGACACCUUUGACAUGGGGGAGUUACUUCGUCUGUUCCAGGUCGCCCAUCGAUUGAAUAGGAAAUCGCUGAUAGACCAGAUGGCCUGGGAGCUGAAGGUCACCUUUAAGAGCACCCUGGACCACUCGGGCGUAUACGAAUUCAACUGGGAGGUCUUCAAGCAUUAUAUCGAAGUGAUUGCUGGCAAAAUAUCCGAAGCGGAUCGUUUUCGAUUGCUGGAAAUGUAUCUCAAAUAUAAUGGCAUCGAGGAAGCUGAAAGCGCAACUCAGGUGGUAAAUGCGGAAGAUUCUGGUACAGCCAAUGAUUUGGAAAACCUAUCAAUGGAGCAACCCUCGACCAGCUGCCUUCCAAUCGGAUGCAGUUCCUCCAUCCUCAACAAGGAGGACAAGAAGCCAAACUAUGUGAACGAUCUGAUUGGCCUAAUUGAGUUUGGUAAAUUCUCGCCCAAAGAGUUUUAUGAGGGUCCCGGAAAGUCCAGAUUUCUUAGCCUGGCUGAGAAGUACGAUCAUAUGUAUCAAAUCGCUCAGAAUUGCGUUUUGGCUCGAGAGGAACACCAACUCAAGGUGGGAUCCCCCUCGGAGCUGACACCUCUUCUCUCCGAAUCCCGACGCGUGGUCACUCUGGGUGGAACCUUGAUCCGCGAGGAACCAACCACAACUUCCCUAACUUCGCACUACGCCCAUUCUCCCCGAUCCAGUCGACGAUAUCGCGCCUGGUCAGCACAUUGUGACAUCUAAUCUUGGAUUUAACAUGUAUAUAUAUAUGGUUUCAUUCCCAAAUACACCUAAUACAGUCAUAA
Molecule: messenger RNA, 1281 nt
Organism: Drosophila rhopaloa
Lineage: Eukaryota; Metazoa; Arthropoda; Insecta; Diptera; Drosophilidae
Exons: 2
Coding region: 110-1219 (369 amino acids)
Biological process (GO): neurogenesis
Cellular component (GO): cytosol; P-body
Molecular function (GO): protein binding
Source: RefSeq, a predicted model, not a curated record